GCGCGCCUUCACCAAUCCGGGCCGAGAGAGGGACGGUUUGAGUUCAAAAUUUGCUGAUAGACUUUGGAUGACAACUUGCGCCCAUUCCAAGCUAGUUAGCUAAGCUUAUUGACACCCUAAUGAAAAUACGAAAACGAACCCAGAAGAUUGUGUAAUAUAUUUCUGUUUGAUUAAACAUGUCGAAGAAAGAAAUUUACUACUCUGACAAGUACACAGAUGAAGCAUUCGAGUACAGGCAUGUUAUGCUCCCGAAACAGUUAUCCAAGCUGGUGCCCACCUCUCAUUUGAUGACAGAAGAUGAAUGGAGGGGUCUGGGGGUGCAGCAGAGCCAGGGCUGGAUCCACUACAUGAUCCACAAGCCAGAGCCGCAUAUAUUGCUUUUCCGAAGACCUCUUCCAAAGGAUUGAGUGGAAAUCAUCUUCCACGUCCCGGAAAACCGCCUCAGUUGAAUUGUAUGGUCUUUGUUGACUAAACAAGAUGUACAUCUCUCCAUGUGUUUUGGUGUAUAGAAUAGACCGUUUAUUUUCAGUUUUUUUAAACUCCUCAAAAUAUUGGCGGUAUGAUCGAGGUAGCCCAAGGAGAGUGGAAGGCAGAAUGCUCGGCCCUGACUAAGAGAUGGUGAGCAGUUCUGCUUUGAUAAGUGGCAACAUGAAGAUGGAAUUUCUCUCAUGAGACUUUACCGAGCUUGAAUAUCAUUUGGUACACUUUUAUUGAUGUUUACUUGUCAAUAUAUGUUGUAUUAAUGAGCAUAGUGGUCAAAUGUAGUUAUUUUUUUCUUGAACGUGGAACAUUUUAUUCAAAGAAGAAAUGUUUUUAUUUUAUUUGUUUUUCUCUGUGUGUGUGUGUGUGUGUGUGUGUGUGUGUAUUAUCAGACAGUAUACGUUUUGACUGACUAGAGUCACAUUUCUGUUCAUUCUAAAUAGCACUGUUGCUGGAUAGUACGUAAAUACAAUAUAUUUCUUUA
Messenger RNA from Oncorhynchus nerka (sockeye salmon), 964 nucleotides. RefSeq names its product cyclin-dependent kinases regulatory subunit 1-like. The record is from RefSeq and is a predicted model, not a curated record. NCBI's taxonomy places the organism in Eukaryota, Metazoa, Chordata, Actinopteri, Salmoniformes, Salmonidae. Gene Ontology annotation, biological process: regulation of mitotic cell cycle. Bases 177 to 407 code for a protein of 76 amino acids. Gene Ontology annotation, molecular function: cyclin-dependent protein serine/threonine kinase activator activity; ubiquitin binding; protein kinase binding. The transcript is spliced from 3 exons. Gene Ontology annotation, cellular component: SCF ubiquitin ligase complex; cyclin-dependent protein kinase holoenzyme complex.